Messenger RNA from Mytilinidion resinicola, 2161 nucleotides. RefSeq names its product cysteine proteinase. The transcript has 6 exons. NCBI's taxonomy places the organism in Eukaryota, Fungi, Ascomycota, Dothideomycetes, Mytilinidiales, Mytilinidiaceae. Gene Ontology annotation, molecular function: zinc ion binding; cysteine-type deubiquitinase activity. Bases 91 to 1689 code for a protein of 532 amino acids. The record is from RefSeq and is a predicted model, not a curated record. Gene Ontology annotation, biological process: protein deubiquitination.
CGUCACUUUUCCCCGUGACGCUCCCAAAGACCCCCGACGCUCGCUCUCUCCAUUGCGAGCCAUGUAGCCGGUGAUUCCUCCCUCACCACCAUGGACAGCAUCGCAGUCAAGCCGCCCUCGGGCGCCGCGCUGGCGUCGCCCAAAGUCACCAAGAAUGCAAAGACUGCCGCCGUCACCGCGAAUAGCAUGGAAUCCAGCGUUGCCUUUGGGUGUGAACACGUCCGGGAGCUCUUCGAAGAGGCCAAGAAGGCCGCCACCAGAAAUUAUAUCCAGAUCCUCCAGACGAUUCACGACAAGCCUAGUAUAAUAGCACAAACCCACAGAUCUACUGCCAAUGCCGACGGCCGGUCCGUCGUCUCCCUCCGCCCUCUAUAUUUGUGUCUCCAAUGUCCGAACGUGAUGACCGAGGAGGUUCGAGACGGCCAUUUUGACGCCAAGGGGCAUGCCUUUUCUGUGGAAUCACGAGAAGGAUAUCUCUAUUGCCACCCAUGCGCCGAUUACGUCUACGACCCGGCUCUAGAAACGCUCCGGCUGCAGAAAGGCAAGAAGCGGAAACACGAAGAGAUGAACAGCCCGGACAACUCUCAGCUCAUUCGCCACAACUCUACCUUCGUUCCUUGCCGCGCCAUCGGGUUGCGAGGUCUCUAUAACAUGGGCCAGACCUGUUUCAUGAGCGUCAUCCUACAAACACUUCUACACAAUCCAUUUGUCCGAAAUUUUUAUCUUGCCGAGGGUCAUAAACCGGCCGACUGUGAAAAGGACGCAUGCGUGAGCUGCGCUAUGGACGAGAUAAUCAUCGAGUUCCACUCAGCGGAGAAGACAGAGGGAUAUGGAGCUGUCAGUAUGUUGCUUGGGAGCUGGAUGGCUGCACAGGCACUUGCAGGCUAUCAGCAACAAGACGCACAUGAAUACAUGCAAUUCAUCCUAAAUACGCUCCACCUCGAAAAUGGCGGCUCCACAGACUCCCAUGGCUCCGACUGCGGUUGUAUCAUCCACCAAACUUUUGCGGGUAUGCUGCAGAGUACCGUCACAUGCGACAAAUGCCGCAACGUCACAACAGCACUGGACCCCGUCAUGGACCUCAGUCUCGACCUACGUAGCCAAGCGAAGAAGCGAAAAUUACAACAAAGUGGCGACGGAGGCGACAAGGACUUUGCGAUCGAUAUCCGGGACUGUCUCGACAGGUUCACUGGGAGGGAGAGGCUAGCGGCGGCCGAAUACACAUGUGGGAAUUGCGGUGGCCAACAGCAAAAUGCAACGAAGCAGCUCAGUAUAAAGCGACUACCGCCGGUUCUUCCAAUACACCUAAAGCGCUUCGAACAUUCCAAAUCCUCGUCCUCGAAACUCGAAACCAAAAUCAAAUUCCCGCUCACGUUGGACAUGUACCCGUACACGACGCACUGCAAGACUACCGCUCCAACCACGAAAGCAUCCUUAAAAAACCCCUCUCUAUCGAAUCUCAAUUCCUCUCAAAAUAUCAAUUCUCCAUAUCCUUCUCUAUACUAUGAACUCUCCUCAGUUGUCGUUCACAAGGGCAAAAUCGACUCUGGACACUACGUUUCUUAUUCCCGGGAAGGGAACGACUGGUUUCUCUUCGACGAUUCCAAGGUCGUACUAGUCCCAGAAAGCGAAGUCUUAGCCGCGAAUGCAUAUCUUCUCUUCUACAUGGUUGGGGCAUUGGAAGUAUGAGAACCGUAAUAUUACUGGACGUAAAAGUCCGACAAGUCAGUUUGUGCUUGUAUGCUUUCCCUUGGCGUUAUGUUAUCUUUCUACCCUGGCUCCAGUUCAUCUACUCAAUUGGAUAUGGGUGGGCAUUUCCCUGGCGUUGGGCACUACGAUUGUCGAUUUCUAGCUUUAAACCUCAUCAAGGUGUGAGUUUGUUACAUUUCUUGCGAUUCGUGUUCCUUCACACAUGUCUUUGGUUAGUGGCAUUUCUGGCGGCAUUUGCACGCAUAUCUUGAUUCUCUCUACCUAUCUUUGUUGACGUUGGUGUUGCCGGAAUUGGAUGUGCUGGCUACGGCGCAUGAUCAUUAGGAAAGUCAUCUGGCUUCAGUUACUGGUUGGUAACGAAAGGCAGCUGGUGGCUGCAUUGUAUAUUUGCCGAGGGGACAGACGAAUAACAUCUACCUACGCAUUUGAACAAGGGUUCAUGUCUCAACUG